UUCGAAUUUGCUUUCAUUUAGUGUAACAUCGGUUAGCAACACGUGUCUGGCGAGGCCACAAGUUUCGACUUUGAUUUUUCAAAGCAGAUCAUGUAGAAUGUGUGAAAUGGAACUCCUCAACUGUCCGAAUAACACUUUUUUUUAAAUCCACCGGUAUUCCCUUCGGUCGGGACUCGCUGCUAAGGCAGAAGCACGAGUUGUUUGGGGAGAUUUAUGUUCUUUUGUUCUGCACCAAACAGCUAAUGGCUACUGUUAAGCGCUGGGAGCGGGCAUGUAUCACUUUACAAACUGACAGUCCCGAUCGGAUUCGAUUCAAACUCAGCCAACCAGACGUUUUUCUCCAUGAACAAGGGGGCAGAGCUUUGGGAGAGCUUGUUGCUUGAUUGGAAAGUCCUGUGCGACUCACGGGGUAGUCUGAGGACAGACAGGGCCCGCUAAACACUAUGUUCUUAACCAUUACCGACUCGACGCGUUGAAGUCUCCAAAGGACGCCUCCAGCCAUUUGUUAUUGUUUGCAGAAACUCGGAUUUUCCUAACUGAAAUGCGUUGAGUCAGAUCCCUCCCCUCGCUAUGGGGCCGGUGUGCGGCAGCGAGACCGACGAGGACGACAGCCUGGAAAUCCCCCUUGACCUCUCCCACUCGGGCAAGCGGCGGAGACGGGGCAACCUGCCGAAGGAGUCCGUGCGGAUCCUGCGGGACUGGCUUUACGUGCACCGCUACAAGGCGUACCCGUCCGAACAGGAGAAGACCCAGCUGUCGAGGCAGGCGCAGCUCUCCGUACUGCAGGUCUGUAAUUGGUUCAUUAAUGCACGCCGCAGACUGCUACCAGACAUGCUGAGGAAGGACGGUCAAGACCCCAAUAACUUCACCAUCUCACGUCGCGGGAGUAAGAGCAUGGAGCACACCCCCGUUCAAACGUCAUCAGCGUCCAGUAGCUUUGUCCCGGACCUCGACGAGAGAUCAUUCGGCUCCACCAGCUCCUGCCCCGACAGUGGGGAGGCAUCUCCGCGUAGCACCUCUUCCGGGGGUGCCCUCGUGCCGAGACCUUCAGUCAUAUGCCACACUACCGUCUCGACGCCGAACGACGUGCCUUUACACUACUGCCCACCGACCAGCCUAGAGGGAAUGUCUAAAAUGGAUCUUUUGUCAAGUGCGGGCCUAAUGAAUCUCACUCCUGGAUGCUCCAAAGAUGCUGUCCAAAUGGGCUCCCAUCCACCCCACCAGAGUGGACUAUUUAACACUCCUCCGCCCACUCCUCCCGAUCUCAACCAAGAUUUCAGUGGGUUUCAGCUGCUGGUGGAUGUUGCGUUGAAGCGAGCUGCGGAAAUGGAAUCGCAGUCCAAGCCUGUGGCUUAGACCCUACCCAUGCUACCUGUCAAACUGACCUGAGGGAAGAACACUACAGGAAAAGCUUGUUCCGUUUGGGGCAGAGAAAACAAACAAAACAGAUGCUUUAUGCAGCAUGAUGCCUUCUUAUUUGCACAAGGGAAUCCCAAAACUUGGCUUCCUAUCACAGAAUUGUCUUAACAAAAAAAUUGCUCACAUGGAGACUGUUGAACUCAUGACUACUAUAGUUAGAUGAAUCUUUUUGUUUUUUGUAGUUGUUGAUAAUGUGAGAAUUUCCCAUGAUUAUGUGAUUCUUUCCUUUCAGUCUGUGCAAUAUUUAGAUAUACAGAGCCUCCUUAUCACUCUUUAUCAUUCCUGCAUGGAAAUAUGCGGCUCGUGCAUUGUUUAGAAUAACAGUUUUUUUUAUAUAUAUAUAAUUAUGUAUUGUCACUGGGGCUUGUUUCUAAAUUGAGUUUUCCUUAUUGCAUUCAGUCUUUAUUUCAGUAUAAGGCAAUCGACCAAGGACCCGGGGGGCUGAAAGUUUUCGGUCUGCAGUAACUCCUUAUGUGUAGUAGACUUUGCUGGGCUUUCAGGUUCCACAUGCAGUAGCCACAGUAGAACCUGCACGCAAGCAUUCCUGACUCCUCCCAACUCUGACUCCCGCUCUUUGGCGUGAAGCCAUCUGAACCUAGUCAUGCUUCCCCCAAACUGUAAGGCUGCAUCAGCACAAGAAAUGAUGACCAAUAGAGAGGGUGAGAGCAGAGCCAGCCCUGAAUGUUUGGCUCUGAUCGCUGAUAUUUUGUAUUUUAUGGCUGGGCUGGCAUAAAUCUCAAUUUAGCACAAAAGUCUUGAAUGUACAUCCGCUGCCUCGUUGAUACAUAUGGUUUUGGCUGAGCUUGUGCAUUUACUGGCACUCAAUCAGAAGUCUAGGUCAUUCCUCCAUUAGUGGUGCAGUUGCUGGCUUGUUGCCUUUAAAACUGGUGUUGUGAGGUCUGGGUGAGAUAAUGACAGAAGGUGUGUGUUGUCAGUUUGCCACCUUCCAUUGUUAUUGUCUUGCCGAUAUUUGAAUGGAGGUCUGUCACGUUUGAAAGCCAUCGACGAUGGCCGUUCCGCUGUGCUUUCUCAAUUUUCUAGCUUGUAACUCACGAAGUUGAGACCGACUUUUAAGUGAAGGACUAGAACCGCUGUUACAUAAUGAACGGAGCUUCCAAAAGGCUUUUUUCCUAAACUCCUGCGCUGUUUACACCAUUCAUGGGAGGGAAGUGCUCGGGUGGUAUUUGCUUGAGUUAGGUGGGAGCACAGGUGAAGCUGUGUGGAACAUCAGGAAAAGGUUUAAAUGUAUCACAAGGAAGCUUUGACACUAGUGAGUAUAUAAGUGUAGCCACCCAGUGCCGGUUUUGGUUCCUGUCAACCCGACAAUGCACCUUAUCCCAAAGACCAGGCCCUGUUUUAUACACAUCCCUCUUCUCUUUUUGCAGUACUACUAGAUUCCUCAACAUGAAGCUCUGCUGAUAAUAUUACUAAAUUUAAGGGAAUUUUUUUUUUACUAAACUUAGCUGCUGAUCCUUAGCUUAGCAGUCAUUUGAGAAAAUCCUUUUUUACUUCCGGGCAGAAUCCCAGAAAAAAAGUUGUAAUAAUAUACCCUGCACACCAUUUAUUUAGCAUGAGAUGUGAGUGAAAAUACAAUGGGACUUGAAAAUUGUCACGGAUUGUUAUUUCAACAGUUAGUUUAAAAACAAUUCACCGUUGAAUCCUGGAUGAAGGUAUAUGAGCUGUAUCUUGUGAUUUUCCUUCAGCUGAAGAGAGCUAUUUAAACUCGUCAUUUCCUUCUCCUAAUAUAUAUUCUAUCGGGUUUAUAUACCUUCUAUUUCUAUUCGCCUUUCUGUUUUCCGAGCAGGAAAAUGCGUAAAUUAUGAUGCUUUCGAUUUUUACCAUCUCGUACACCUAAGAGCUAGCAAAAUGGUAAGACUAAUGUAAACUUUUUUUCCCAAGUAGUUCUGUGAAUUGGAGAAAGGGUUAUGAUUUUUGCAUCAGUCGCCGAUUUCUCGUGCAAACCGCGGUUAUGUAAAUUGACUGCUGUUCUGCCUGUGACGCAACUUGAUAGCAGAUUGUGGGGGUGGGCUACAAGUGUCCUCUGGUUGCCCUGGGCAUCCUGUUGUACUUUGGAGAGAGCUCGGUGGCGCCUCUUAACAGAAAGAGUAGCAAUUGAGCUUUUCAUUUCAUUUAUUCAUUUGCCCAUGGGCUGCUGCUGCUGUAAUUCACAGCAAGAAUCGGGUCCUUCACCCCCCUCUGACCACUGUAGAGCAGGAGUACAGAUGUUGGAGUUGUACCCUACCUCUCGAGGAUGCAUCCUGCAGUUAUAUGAUUUUGUGAGGUCCUAAUUUGGUGGGUUGGAUCUUGCCUCCUGAUCAAGUCAAAGAUCCAGCAGUAGAUUCCGAAACUGACUUUAAAAAGGGAAUCUGGUCUCCAUGUCUGUACCACCUUGAAAAUAAUUGUGAUCGGUAUGUUGGGGAUGAAGUCUGGUUCUGUGACCUUUUUUUUUCGCUCUGUAUAAUUUAUUAUCAGUGAUGUUGAAGUCCUAACGUGCUGUUAAUGAAUGACUUUUGAAAGGCAGCUGAAUUAACGCACUGUUAACGUGACGGUCUCUGAAGCAGUCCUAAUUUGAAUUUCAUCACUGGUGUAAGUCAUCUCGCAUCUUUUUUAUAGUUGGUCAACAAUACUGUGUGGAAGUGUAUUUCUUGAUGAAAAUUAAUCAUAAAUCUGUAACUUUUUAAAAAAGAAAAGUAGAGUGUCCUACUUUUAAACUAGAUGUUAUUUUUAAUCCUUCGACCUAGAAGGUAUUUGUACAGUUUUCAUCACUGUGAUCAUUUUGAAAUUGUAAAGAAUGAGUGUAGACUGUACUAUAUGAACCUGGUCCAUUUUGCAUUGAUGUUUUGCCUUAUCGAUGAAUCGGGAUGCAAAGGCCUGUAAAGACUGACUAAAGCUGCAGUAUUCCUCUUUGCCUUGCCACUGGAUUCUGCAGGCAGGGUUCUUCUCACUUCCUAAUACAAGGUGGGUGGGGGCAUCAGAAUGCAGUUUCACAUUGUACCCAAGUUUGAUUAAAAAUAAUAAUAAAUUACUUUAUUCCUUCCUAA
This is a messenger RNA of Amblyraja radiata (thorny skate), 4460 nucleotides long. RefSeq names its product homeobox protein AKR. The record is from RefSeq and is a predicted model, not a curated record. The transcript has 3 exons. NCBI's taxonomy places the organism in Eukaryota, Metazoa, Chordata, Chondrichthyes, Rajiformes, Rajidae. Gene Ontology annotation, biological process: regulation of DNA-templated transcription. The coding region runs from base 571 to 1356 and encodes 261 amino acids. Gene Ontology annotation, molecular function: DNA binding.